AUUUUCUCGCUUCAUCCACCGAAUGAGAUUCCUCACAAUCUUAGUCACCCAAGCUGUUCCGAAACAAAACUAUGGCAUUGGUGCGAUUGGUGCACAUGGUGCCUUAUAAUUAAUUUCUGUGCUGGAAAAGUAUUCUUACUUGGUUUUCACACUUUCGUGUUACAACAUUAUGCUUCUUUCCUGAAGGAUUAAAAGUGAUUCCGUGAAACCUCCUGUGUUUAUAGUGAUUAUACUUUUCCAUUUGAAUCUGUGACAGUGGAAGACCAAAACAGAGCGCCUGGAUUGAUUUUCGUCUAAAUAUAAAUCGUAAUAUCAAUCAUAUCUGUGGAUAAUCUUUAAGAUUACUGCUUCAAAUAGAAUUUCAGCAAGGAUAUGCCGAUUUCCGGACCAAUUACGAAACAAGGCUCCAUUAAGAGGCAGGGUUCUGCCAAACGUCGUGGAUCAUGUAUUGGGGGUUCUCAACAACAAACCCCCAAGGAGGUACCUUGGGAUCUCUUUGAUCGUCUUCUGAUACCCUUAAUCAGUUGCCACGGGGCUGCAAUUAUUCUCUCCACAAUCCUAAAUGUUCUCCAUAUUUCACAAGUCUCAACAUUCGCACUGUUCAUUUGGUUCUCCCUCUCCACAACUGGAGCCGUUAUGUUUUACCACUUGCUAAAGGUAUCAGCUUCUGGAAAAGGAGUUCUAGUGACUGGAUGCGAGUCACCAUUGGUGUGGCAUUUGGCACGCCACCUGGACGACAUGGGAUUCACUGUUUUUGCAGGAUUCACGCACCUGUCCGAAUCUGAGGAGGCAACCAUCCUCAAAGAUGAAAGCUCUGGGAGAAUGAAGGUCCUCCAGCUUGAUAUUACGUCUGAGACUCAGAUGUUGGAAGCUUCGCUAUUCAUAAGUGAAAACCUUCCAGAUGGCGCACGUGGGCUGUGGGCGGUACUUCACUGUGCAGCUUGGGUGGCUCUUGGAGAAUUCGAAUGGAUCCCUUUCAACGUACUCCGGAAAUCCAUAGAUGUCAAUUUAUUAGGUACAGCCCGUUUAACACAAAUUAUGUUACCACUUGUGAGACGGGCAAAUGGCCGGCUGGUAUUUCUCUCUUCUGCCCUGGCCAAAAUACCAUCUCCCGUCCGAGGUAUUCAGAGUGCCACCCAGGCCGGAAUAGAAGGCCUAGCCACGUGUUUGAGGGAAGAAUUGCGCCCCAGGGGAGUUGAUGUCUCGGUUGUAGCUGCUGGGGAAUAUGUAGCAGGUACAUCGUGGCUCAACGACAAACUACUAAUGGAACAGGCAUCUCAGAUGUGGGCCCGGUUAAGUGAUGAACAGAGGCGAGUUUAUGGGAAGGAGUACUUUGAACAUGCCAUCAGAUCCCUCGAGAAAUAUACUAAAGUGACUGUAGACUUCACACCAGCCAUACGAUCUCUGGUUGACGCUACUAUAAGGACGUUUCCACUUGCUCGCUACACACCAGUCACUCGUUCUGAAAAACUCCAAACAAUCAUUGCACAACACCUACCAAAGUCUAUUUACGACACUAUCUAUCACAAAUAGUGUGUAUAUAUGCGGUUCCGUUCUCCACUAGUCUGUCUCAGAAAUAUAACAAUUCAGAAGAACCAUUUGGAGUCUAUCAAAAUUUGUGAGCAGCAUAUGAAAAUUAUAACUAAAAAUAAAACAUUUAGAGUCCACCAAAUAUGUACCAGUUGAUGAAAACUUUUCUAAUUCGAUUUGCUUAUAGAAUGAUCUGAAAUGAAGCAGUCUUUAUAUACAACGAGAUUUCAUUAAAAAAAAUAAAAACAAGUUGUUGAACUGUAAA
This is a messenger RNA of Phlebotomus papatasi, 1795 nucleotides long. Its product is annotated as D-beta-hydroxybutyrate dehydrogenase, mitochondrial. Lineage: Eukaryota; Metazoa; Arthropoda; Insecta; Diptera; Psychodidae. The transcript has 7 exons. The record is from RefSeq and is a predicted model, not a curated record. The coding region runs from base 373 to 1533 and encodes 386 amino acids.